AUGAUUUUUUGUGUGCUUCUUUGCACUUUCGUUGAAUUCACUUUAAGCUCAUCAAACACUGAUUAUUUUAAUUUUAACGCUGGUUUUUAUGUUAAUAUUCAGUUCCUGGAGCGAGAUGAAGGGAUUAUCUGGAUAAAAGAAAACAGACUGCCUCUUUUUCUAAGGAGUGAUCUGUAUGCAGAAUACAAACUGGCGCGGUUUUUGUCGAUUGCACAGACGGACUACCUUGUGAAUAUCCUCGUUGAUUGGAUGAGUCUACAAAAAGCUGCAUUCGACAGCCGAUCAUUUCCAGCUUACAGGGUCCGUAGAAAUCAUGGAAGACUCCCAGGUCUGGCCGAAUUUCAGAAACAACUGCAAUCGUUGAAAGAAGAUCAUUGCGAUGAAAGCGUAGCCAAAUCUCAAGAUUCGAGCUGCGAUAACGAGUCCGAUGUAUCUGAUCUUGAAGUUCCAGAGGUUCUUGAAUCCCACGCAAGAAGAUCUACUUACUUUGAGCGUAAAAGCAACGAUGCGAGAGAAUCAGAAAGUCGCUCAGUGUCUCAAUCUUUUCGUCAAACAUCUUUAGUUGAAAGUAAAUCAAAGAACGGUGAAGAUGUUAUCCAGCCAACAGGUGAAAACUCUGGGAUUGUUUGCAAAAACUGCCAGGAUGAAUCAGAACAGGAUGUUUGUGAAAAGGGCGAUGCGGAAGGCUGUAAUCUGGGAAAAUGUGCUCACGUCACAACGGAAUCGGAUAAUGCAUCUUGUGACAAAUCUGACAGUGUUCAUUUUCUAUCAAUGUUGUGUUCAUUAAGAAAAAGUUACACUGAUGUUGCAGGUCAGCCAAAGCUUGCAUUUCUGGAAACUGAUACACAACCGGAAAGUGAUCCACAACCGGAAAGUGAUCCGCACCCGGAAAGUGGUCCACAACCUGAAACUGAUCCACAACCGGAAAGUGAUCUACAACCGGAAAGUACAAACAGAGAUUUGGAUGCGUUUGAGAACGUUAUUGACCAAUCUGCAGAAAUUUAUGGCAAUCCACAGAGUAUAAAAGCCUGUAUAGGAUCGGCUAAUAUAUCUCCUGCUGGUUCAGCAUUUGAUAAUAAGUCACUAGCUGAUGCUGGCCCAUUGAUUGGACCAAUGGGUACAGAGCAUAGAAAUUUAAACGUCAAAGUUUCCGAAGCUACCAUUGAAACUCGAAAUGUAACAUUGGAAUCUCUCGGUGGAACAGAUUAUGCUGAAUUGCAUGACAAUAAUUUUGAACAUAUUGAUAUAAAAACCCGUAACGGUUCUUCUGAAAAAAAUCAAGUAGAAUCCCAUACUGCUAAAACUAUACUGGAAAAACGAUAUUCUUUGCCAUUCUGUGAAACAAGUAACUUACGCGAGCUUAAAGGAGAGCUUCCAAAGUAUGGAUUUGAAAAUUCACGGCGCCAGUCCUUGCCCUUUGCUUCGUUUUUGCCAUUUUUUCGAAAGCAGUCGAUAAAUUCUAUUUCAUCAAACGAGUCAAAUAUGCGAUGCUUCAGCAGUUUUCUUGUGCAAAAUUCAUUCGAACUGUUAGAUAAAGACACCCAGGAUACCUUGAGGUCGUUUUACGAAGAUUCAGAUUCUGACGAUGGUGAUGAUCAUUGCGCACAAACUGAGAGUAAAAAAAGGAAGCCAAUCGAUAUUGCAACAAAACUUGGCAUGGAUGCUUUCAAGUUUUUUCUGGCUAAUACACAUGGCGAGAAAUUGUUUAUGCUGUGGAUAGAAAUUGAAAAGCUUAAAUGUUGUGGUGAUGCCACCGAGCAACACAGCAUGCUGCAAGAAAUCAGACAGCGUUUUUUCAGAAGUGGGUCUGCACAUGAAAUUACCAAUGCAACUUUGAACUCAUGGAACAUAACCAAAAUCAGCGAUAUUGAUCGCACUAAACUAUUCAGCAUACAGGCUAUGGUUCUGACACCUCUCAAGUCCUACUGGUGUGCAAGAUUUACACUCCAUCAGAAGCACAAGCAGCAUUCGCAUGAAACUGAAUUUAUUUCCGAAGAUCACAACUGUAUGAAGACUAAAUGUAAGACACAUAACAAAGAAAUGACGGAUGUACCUCAGCGGCCAAACACCUGCUUCCCAAACAUGAGAACAAGGAAAGAAGUGCAAGAUACGGGCACGAGUAGCAAAUCCAUGUAUAUCGAAGCUAAUCACAACGUCACAACUGAUUCAAGUUCUCACAACAAAAGAACGCGAAGCAAAUCAGCGUACUCCCGGCUUGUUACAACUCCUAACCCCAAAGAUGUCAACCUCAGCCAAAAGCAAUUACAGAUGGUAACAACCAUGGACGAGAGCUGUGGCUUCCGUUAUAGUCCUUACAGCUCCUUCAAGAACGAUGCUUCCAGUUCCAACGACAAGGCCUAUAUUCGUCUCUAUAUCCAGCCAAUGCCGCCAGCCAAUUGCAGAGCCACAACAGUCGUAAGAUCAUGCAGAAAACUCCAAAAUGAUGGAGGAAAUGGAAAUUUGCUUACGGAUUCCUUAGUGGAUUGCUUGUUGCAUGAAAAGCAUAGUGGCAGCUAUUUUUUCAGACAGUUGCUAAACCAAGAUGACGAGCAUGCCUUGAACUGUUACAACUUCUGGAAAGCAAUUCAAGAUUACACUGAGCAUUUCUUUUCGGAGAGCUUCAGUGCCACGUUGAUAAAACAAAAAGCCGGGUUUAUAUUCAAUACAUACAUUAUUGAUGGCGGUGAAAAGAGUAUUCGAUGUGCUCCAGAAAUUCGAAAAGAAAUUUAUGAUGCUUUAGAUCCACCAUAUGAAGAUUUAUUCGACCAAGCAGAGCAAUACGCACUUGAAGUCCUUUCGCACGCAUACAAAAACAUUUUUUCUCAUGAAAGCGACAAAUACGAACAGGUAAAGAAGAUUGAGAAGCUCAAGCAUCUUGACAUCCGGUCAAAAUUGAAAAGACCGAAGCACCGGCCCUAUGAAAAGAUGAAGACCAAAGACGCAGAGGAGGAAGAUAGUCUUGAGAAGAUUUCAGUUGAUGAGGUCAAUGUACCACUGCCAAUUCCACUGGACGGCAUUACGUUUGAAUCCUUUGUGCGUAAUCGAAACGACCUAGAGAGUUUCAAAGAAUUCCUUGAACACGUUCAUAGCAAGGGUUUAAAAGAUUUAUUAGCGUGGAUGGAAAUGGAAAACUUUCGAAGGAGCUCCCGUCGAAAUAGCCAACGAGACAACUAUGCACGGUCGGUCAAUUCAAAAUGGUUAACAAACGACUACUUUUUUGGCCCAAACAGUCCUGCCACGAAAGAAGCACAGCAAGAGGUACAAAAGUUGGCUGGUGAAAAGGAGAUUCCAAAUCGACCACCAUCGCCAAUGAUUUUGGAAGCACAAAAAUACGUCAAAGCAAGAAUAGAGAGAAGGUGGUUCGUUCUGUUUAAGGAGUCUUCAAAUUUUCAAAGUAAACACAAAGAAAACAACAUUACCGAGAUGGUAGAAGAUUUAAUCAUGAAAAGGAGGAUGCAGCGGAGCGAGGCCGCAUGGAAGAUUUUGAACAGUCGGUGGAUUUCGGGGUCAAGAGAUGUCAUUGCGCUGCGUCAGCUUCUGAUGGAUCCAAUCAAAUGUCAGCAGUUUCGACAAUUUCUUUCUUUAAAAGGUGACCUGAUGGAACACAACGUUUAUUUUUGGUUGGAAGUUCAAAAAUAUAAGGAGCUGUGUCAUCGUCACGUAGAAGAUGCUAUUAUCAAGAGUAAAGUUCAGGCGGUGGUUGAUGUGUUUAUUAAGUCGGCUGUUCCACCAGAGCUGCAGAUUGAUGUGCCAAUCGAAAUUGCAGAACGGUUGCACGAAAAGACAAAUUCCAAGACUCAACAGUAUGGACCUUAUUUAUUUAGAGAAGCCCAGACCACAGUCUUUCGUAUCAUGUUCAAUCAUUGGAAAGAAUAUGUCUCUUUUCGUGCCUCAAUGGAGGAGCACAGGUUUGCACAGCAUCUCGAAGAGCUCGUAAAGAAGCGCAAAGCAGAACUGAGGGCAAAACGGAUGAAUUCGGAGCGGAGAAGGCUGGUCAGGGCGGCCUUUGAAAAAAAGAAAAGGGAGCGAGAAGAUAAUGACAAGUUUAAAGGAAAAGAACAUACCAAAGUUGAUUUCUCAAGUUAUCAAGGUCAUGAGAAAGCAUUGUCCCUAAUCAGCGAAGAUGAAGAGGCAAUCAUGCAAGUGACGUCAUUUUCCUACUCAAAGUUCACGGCGGAGGAGCAGCUGUCUGACUAUGAACAGCGCAUGCGCGAAGAGGGUUGUACCCUUGACGAGUAUACUGAGGGGGACUUCACAAGUCACUUGAACAGUGAAAGGAAGUGUUACAGACGAACUUCGGGGCUUGCGAGUGAUGAAGGAAGAAGUGUUUCAGGGAUAAGUGUCAGAGUAGGAAGGAAAAAAAGUGGAGGCUUUUCCAGAAUCAAUGUCAAAAAUUCUGUUGUGAAAGAAACCAUUUACGAAUCUAUCAAUGAUUCAUCAAAACGGAAAACUUGCCGUGAUGUUGUUAAAGGAAAGUGUUCUACUAACAGUAUAAAGUCAUUUUCCUCGAGAGCAAAAAGCAAGAGCCCCUUCAAAAAAGAGACUCCUUUAUGUGGUUCAAAUAUUGAUGCGCAGGAAGGGACACUUGCAGCAGGAAAAAAUGCUAAGACCAAUGAACAGUCUUGGUACAGUGAAGGAAUUUCAGUCGCUUCAAAAAUAAAUAAAUCCCGCUUUGGGCAAAGCUUGAUGCCGGGGCCUCGACGUACAGGGGCAUCACUCACGAUGAAAUGCUUAAGAGAAUUCGAUAAAUCGUCUGAUGGAAGGCCCAUUAAAGCCGGCUUGCCCCUUAUUCAUAUCAAUGGAAUCGACAAAGCAACUCGAGAAAAGGGAAAUACCCACCAUAUUCAGGAGCAAAGGAGGCCAUCCAGUGCCAUGGUUCAUCUUAAUUCGGAAAGGUCUUUUCCAGUGCAAGGAAAAAACAAGGCAGGAAGAGAGAGGGCUGCUAAUGACAUUGUCACCAAGAUAAUUGUCACUUAAGUAGUAGUACUCAGUUAUAUUCUGUCAAACUAAUAUUAAUAUAUUUUCUCUUCUCGAACAACAUUACAACAUUGCGAAGAAAAUCACAAGAUGUUUUUGUUUGUUAUUGUAUAUUGUAUAUGGGUAAUUAGAUGACGCAAAGUCAAAUAUUUUUCUUUUUAUAACUAUGUAAUAUAUAAGAGAGUGGCUGUUGUAUGUGAUUUUCAUUCGUGCUUUUUCCUUACUUGGCAUUUACAUUAGAAGAGUUAAUCGGCAACCUGACCUAGAUUCGUAGAUAUAACGUUAUUUAUUCCCGAUGCUCCUCCUCCCUAUGAUCGUAUUCCCUAUGAUCCCUGUGACAAAGAUCUUUUCUAUUGUACAAAUAAACACUAUUUACAAAACUUUAAUAACAACGAUCGCCAAUUGACAUCAUUAUAAAGCCCAAUCUCCAGUGAGAAAAAGUCUUACGAAAUUUCGCUGCGAAAUACUUCACGCGACAAAUUCCUUUGAAUGCUUUUGUUGACCUUACGACAUUGGAAUGUAAAGUUUGGAAGCGUGACAAAGGGAUACGGAAUGUGAUUGGCUGCUGAAGGAUUUCGCAAGCGAAAAGCGAAAAAAUUUAAACUCAUUUUAACUUUUUUUCGCAGAGAAAUUCUUCGCGAGAAAUCCAAGCGAAAGAUCACUGCGCAUGCCUAAGACGUAUUUAACGCGAACUUUUUCGCAUUUCGCUGAUUUUUUUCUCACUGGGGAUUGGGCUUAGCGCUAAAGAUCCUUUGCAAAAACGAGCAUCUUGCAUACUUAUCUGCAGCGAUUGCUACUUACUAAUUUUGAAUCAGUGACUGCAAAUCGGUGAUUUCUUAUCAGAGAUUGCUCAUCAGUGAUUCCUAAUCAAUGAUUAUUAAGAUUGCACUAAAAAUUAAUGAUUCAUAAUCAGUGAUUGGUAAUCGAUCACUAAUCUUCAAUUGCUAAUCAGUGAUUGCUAAUCAGUAAUGGCUAAGCAGUGAUUACUAAUCAGUGAUUAUGAAGUCUGCACUAAAAAUCAAUGAUUCAUGAUCAGUGAUUGGUAAUCGAUCACUAAUCUUCAAUUGCUUAUCAGUUAUUGCUAAUCAGUAAUUGCUAAGCGAUGAUUACUAAUCAGUGAUUAUUAACCUUUCAUUAAAAAUCAAAAUGAUUCAUAAUCAGUGAUUGGUAAUCGAUCACUAAUCACCAAUUGCUAAUCAGUUUUUGCUAAACAGACCAAUUCUGCAUGUAAUGACCAAAUCCUGCCACUUCAGCGAAUACUACAAGCAUUUUGUUACUUUUGUUUCGAUAAAAUAAUGACGCUUUCCGAGCCAUUAAUUACCUGAUUUUUACCAGACCUCUGGCAAUUUAAUAAGUUUUUUAUGCAUUUCAGUUUCAAUCUUUUCUGCAGUCUUGGCAUCAAAAAGGAAAGCAGUUCUUUACCUCGAGUCUGCAAAAGUUCAUUGUCGACACCACUCCUUUCUAUCGGAAAUUUAUAUUUCAAGUUAUCAUGGUUUUGAGACACAAAACAUUGUCCAAUCAUGAUAUCUACAUGUCACUUGAUUCAUUUGUUCUAUAAACCAAACAGCGUGUACAGCUUUCCCUAUUCGACAUCGAGAACUUUAUGACAGCGCGGUAAACAGUAAUUUUCAUGGGAUUGAAUCGAAAUAAAUAUUCUAGUUUUCUUUGUGUUAGUUCACUAUGGUUUCCAUACGGUCGUGAUAAUACUGAUAUUUUGUCUACAUUUACUGGGAAGAUAUUCAGCAAGAGGAAUUUCUCAUUUUGAAAGGCUUUCCAUAACCUUGAUCGCUUUUUAUAUAAUUUUUGAUUUUCUUGCUUUGAUCAAAAUCGUCCCUAAAGAAACGCAUCUAGAAAUGUUGAUUGAAAGUCAAAAUUCCAAUGCCGUUUUGAACUGUCAAAGCUGAAAUUAAACCCUUAACGCGUAUUUUUCGUUUAUAUUUGUUUUUUUCAUUUUUGCAACGUGCUUUCUUCCGAAAUGAUUUCUCUAAUUAAACGACGUUUUGUGCUGAAAGGCAAACAAAGCUGAAUAUUAAUUAUAUAAACGGGAGUUAUCGCCUGAAAUAUUGACUUAGACGACUAAGUUCCUUUCGCAAAAUUUUCCGCUUUAAAACAUCCCACUUGCUGUGAUAACUAAGGAAACGCUGCAUUUUGGGAAGUUUUUUUCAAGUUUCCAUAACAUCAAAGCCGUUGAACAAACAGACACUAUAGGCCUGAAUUAAAGUAGAGGAUUGUGGCAAGUCUCACUGCAUUAUGCGCUAUACGCCUUUUAAAUGAUUUACUUUAAAAAUUUAUUGCUAAAUCCCAAUUCAGGUACAAGAAAAGAAGCUUACCUACUGUUCGCACAACAAUAAUCGAGUUCUCGCACAACAAUAAUCGAGUUCUCGUUAGACAGCCAAUAGGCUUUUUGCAGCCGAUCCUUAGAAUGAGCAGUAUGAUAUACGGAAUUUGAUAUCGCUUUGAAACUGGGUUAUGCUCAACUUGAAUUUGGUCAUCCUGAAAAUGCAUUAUGACAGUUUUAUAUAAUUAGGCUAUAAAAGUUUUCAUUUGUCUCUAGACCUUUAAAAAAAAAUUCAACCGCCAUAAAACAAGCGAAAAGUGGUUUAAACAAUCUGGCUCAAUCUACAAGAGUUGUAGGUUAUCGCCAAGUGAAACAUUUGUCAAAAAGACACUUAAUUAAAAAUUGCACGAAGUAAAAACCUUUUCAAUGGAAGAUAGUCUAACACGAUUGAUCCUUAUCUUUACUCGUAUUCUCUCAUCUUGACACCAUGUAAACGCUAACUUAUUUUCUCAGACUCUUGACUGCUCGACAAUAGCCAGGCUUUUUGCUUGUUGUAGAAGCUAUUGAUUUAGCUUUGGACCUUAAUAUCAAGAGUUACACUAUGCCAGAUUGCUAUCGGAGCAAAGUAGCUUUCACUCUGGAGUGAUAAAUGAGAUAGCAUUACGAUGUUCCGCUUGCUCGCAGGCAUGCAUUCCUCUGCACUUCUGGUUCAGAAUCGGUGUGCGUUUGCAAUCUUACGCCUUAAGUCCACUAGAUAUAAUUAUUUUAUGACCUUGUCAAACUCUGUGUUUUUAAUAGAUUCUUUGCCAAUAAAUGCUGCAUAAAAAAGAGAAAAAAGACAAGAAAUGGAGCCACAAAAAAUUAUCACGAUUUUCCAUUAGCAUUUUCCAACAACAAGCCCAAAAUCUUUGUUAUUCACAGAUGAUGGAAUUGCGUAAAAGCUGAAGAUGCUAGAUGAGAAAAUGCUAGGUAUCGGGACAGGGAAAACACUCUGAUGUGGAGUGAGUACGAAAUGAUUUUCAUUUCACCUUCAGAGCAGAGCACUCCGCUAAUCAGAGCGUUGUGUACCAUGUUGGUGCGGCAACUAAAAUCCCUGUCUGGUUUGAAAACUGCUUCGCUUCGAUAGCAAUUCAGUAUAGUGUAUCCGGGAUCUGAAUUCUGGGA
This is a messenger RNA of Rhopilema esculentum, 8419 nucleotides long. RefSeq lists its product as uncharacterized. NCBI's taxonomy places the organism in Eukaryota, Metazoa, Cnidaria, Scyphozoa, Rhizostomeae, Rhizostomatidae. Gene Ontology annotation, molecular function: G-protein alpha-subunit binding. Gene Ontology annotation, cellular component: nucleus; cytoplasm. The record is from RefSeq and is a predicted model, not a curated record. Gene Ontology annotation, biological process: regulation of signal transduction.